AUGAUUCCACAAUCCGCCUUUGUCAGGUAAGAACGAAGAAAAAAAGGUUAUGACAUGACUGAAUCCACAUAUUCUUGCCGUUUUCUUGGCUUUAUCCUGUACAAAGUUGGAAUCUUCAUUCCCCUAGGAGAUACAGUUUUAUUUUGUUAUCCUGAGAUUGCUGAUUGUGUCUAGACUAACUCACUUUCCUAUCUGCUUGGCUUAUUAUUAGAUCAGUCUAUAUGGUCGGCUGAGGUUAAUAUUAAGUUUUACCUAUAUCUAUAUAUAAUGCCUCCUGCAUUAUCUUAAACUGUUGCAAUAGGCUUCAUCACCAGGCAAUCAGAAAUUGCAAAGAGAGUGAAGGGGUUAUCAUCAUAAACGGGUGUAAUUUGGUCUUGAAGACCAGGGGAUUCCCUGAAUAUGAAAUGUCAGAUUCAACAAAUUCCUGACGUGAUCGAGUGUUCAUUUUAAUUUUACUAUACAUUUGUGAAAAACUAUAAGAAGACUCUGAAAUACUUGAAUCAUGAAUAAAACUAAACGAUUAUCAACUGUAGAUAUCAUCAAAAUAGCAAGAGCACAUGUCAGCAGAUUUUCUUUCCAUGACACGGUUGAUAUCUCUAUGCUUAAUGGUUUCUUCCGUGGUGUGUGCUUUGGUCUUUCAGAUAAGGAGAUCAAAAAUGUUGAGCUUGCAGUUCUUCCAUUAGCUUCUUCUGAGAAGGUUAGCGACCACCAAUUUGACCAAGCAAGCAGAAUCCUUAAACUGUGUGAAUUCUUGUCUUCAAAAAAUGGAAGUUCAGUUCAGAGAAUGGUUUACUACUUUAGCAAAGCUCUUUAAGAGAAGAUCGAUCGAGAAACUAGAGCUAAUACAUCAAAGAUAAGAGAAAGCACAAAAACAAGGCUGUUACCGUCUGAUGAAAACACUUUGUGUUUGAAACCCUCUUUAAUUAAAUGUUAUGAAAUGCUUCCUUUUGUUUAAGUUAGUGUGUUUGCAGGAAUUCAAGCAAUUGUAGAACAUUUGGCAUUCCCAAGAAAGGUUAAUUAUAUGGACCUUGCAGUUAGAACUGGGGGACAGUGAACAGCACUAAUGAAAGCUCUUGCCAUUGAAAAUGAAGUUCCACUGGAGCUUCUUAAAGUGACAGCCACAGGGACAACAGAGGAAAAGAUUAUUGACGACACAGGUAAAAGGCUAGCCUGUUUUGCUGAGUCCUUAAAUAUAACCUUCUCAUUCAAAACUGCUAUGGUGACACAAAUAAAAGAUAUCAAUGAAGACAUGUUUGAGAUAGAAGAUGGUGAAGUUGUAGCCAUCUACUCUCCGUUGGUUCUAAGUCAUUUAGUAGGACAGCCUGAUUGCUUGGAAGCUCUAAUAAGAGUUCUUAAGAACUUAAAUCCUUGUGUUAUGGUGGUAACAGAAUAUGAGGCAAAUCAGAGUUGCCCCAUUUUCAUGGAACGCUUUUCUGAAGCAUUAUCUUUUUAUGGUUCUCCGUUGGAAAACUUUGAAGCAGUAUGGAGCAGAGUGAUCAGAACAGGUUUGCUUUUGAAGCAUCAUACUUCAGUCGAGGUAUAAAAAAUCUUGUUGCAGAGGAGGAUGACAAUAGGAUGUUCGGGGACAUGAAUAUAGAUGACUGGAGAAACUGUCUAACUAAAUUUGGACUAGUUGAAACAGAGCUGGGAUCAUCGUCUUUAUAUCAGGCAGAGCCGGUUCCCAAGCAGCUUGCAUCUGGGAACUGUUGCACAUGCUAUAGGAAUGGGGACUCCCUAACUAUUAACUGGAAAGGAGCACCAAUUCUUUCUCUUUCUGCUUGGAAAUUCAAGGAACAGAAAGCUUCAAGGC
This is a messenger RNA of Rubroshorea leprosula, 1810 nucleotides long. The record is from the annotation of a GenBank genome assembly. Lineage: Eukaryota; Viridiplantae; Streptophyta; Magnoliopsida; Malvales; Dipterocarpaceae.